Kickxella alabastrina is the source of this 906-nucleotide messenger RNA. RefSeq names its product anticodon-binding protein. Lineage: Eukaryota; Fungi; Kickxellomycota; Kickxellomycetes; Kickxellales; Kickxellaceae. The transcript has a single exon. The record is from RefSeq and is a predicted model, not a curated record. Gene Ontology annotation, molecular function: rRNA primary transcript binding. The coding region runs from base 1 to 906 and encodes 301 amino acids. Gene Ontology annotation, cellular component: nucleolus; preribosome, large subunit precursor. Gene Ontology annotation, biological process: maturation of 5.8S rRNA; maturation of LSU-rRNA.
AUGACGAUCCAGCCGUCCGAGAUCAAAAACAAGGCCAAGCGCGAAGAGCUCUAUGCCAAACAAAAAAAGGCCAAAAACAAGGCCCAGCGCCAACGCCGCAAGGAGAUUCUCAAAGAAGAAGAAGCCGACCCCAGUCUCCGCGAAGCCCGCCUUCGCGAAAACAUCCCACAGACGCAAGAAAACACGCGUGAAUUCGACGAAGCCGUCAUUCUCGAAGCCGACGAGGAAGUGCAGCAGGACGAAGAGGUCGAUGAGUUUGCACAGUACUUUAACGGACAAGCACCCAAGGUUCUGAUCACUACAACGCCGAAUGCCGGAAACAAGACCGUGGGGUUUGUCCACGAGUUAUGCUCGAUUAUCCCGAAUAUCGAGUAUGUUAAGAGAGGAAAGAAGUUUGAAUUGCAGAAGAUUGUGCAGUUUUGCCGUAACCGUGAGUAUACGGAUGUUAUGGUGGUGACGGAGGAUCACAAGGAGCCGACGCAUUUGACUUUGAUUCAUUUGCCUGAAGGACCCACGGCGCAUUUCCGCUUGACGCGCGUGAAGGGCGGGAAGGAGAUCUCCGGACAUGGUCGUGCAACCUCGCAUUACCCGGAGCUGAUCCUUAACCAGUUCACUACGAGACUCGGACAUACUAUUGGCAGGAUGUUCGCGGCUUUAUUCCCCCAAGUGCCGGAAUUCCAAGGAAGACAGGUGGCGACUUUUCAUAAUCAGCGUGAUUUCAUCUUUUUUAGAAGACACCGGUAUGUGUUUAAGAGCGGGAAGAGAGUGGAUUUGCAGGAGAUUGGCCCGAGAUUCACCCUGAGACUGAGAUGGUUGCAGAAGGGUUUGUAUGAUCCAGCUAAUGGAGAGUAUGAGUGGAUGUAUAAGGCUGAUUUGGAGACUAGCAGGAGGAGAGUGUUCCUUUAA